Symbiodinium sp. CCMP2592 is the source of this 1515-nucleotide messenger RNA. The record is from the annotation of a GenBank genome assembly. NCBI's taxonomy places the organism in Eukaryota, Dinophyceae, Suessiales, Symbiodiniaceae.
AUGGGGCGGAAAACAAAAGGCGGCAAGGAUGCAGAUGAUGGCGACGAUGGCAAUGCCAUGCAGGACAUUCGCAGCACGUUUCAAAGGCUGCAGGCAAUGAUGGCCAUGACCAACCCCACGAUGUUCGGGACGGGCGGCAGCAACGGCAGCAAGCCGCCUCUCAAUCCGUUGAACAUGGCCAUGAUGGGUGGAAACCCAAUGAUGUCGCAGAUGGCGAUGCAGGCGCAGGUCAAUGGCGCUAAGGCGGCGUCCGCCGCCACGGCGCCCCAGGGCGGUGCCACGGACGUCAAGAAAUUAGAGAUUAAACCCGGGUUGAAGCCCGGUGAUUGGACGUGCCCUCAAUGUGGCGCAAACGUCUACGCGUCCAGGUUCCAUUGCUGGAGAUGUGGAUUUUCCAAGCGAGGGAAUGGAGAACAAGAGUACAUCUCCGAGCAUGGCAGGAUCCACCCGGACAUCCAAGAGCUGUGUGAUGCAUUCUAUGUGGAGACACGGCACAUCGAGAAGUUGAACGAGCUGAUGAAGGAUCGUCCUGACACAUGGGAGGAAGACUUACGAAAGCUUCGCGAGGUGAUGGAGAAGGCACGCUCGCCAUGCGGAAUGCUCGUCACGAAAAUGAAAGAGAUAGAAGACGGGACUUUUGUGGCAGUGAAUCGCGACAAGAGAAUGAAACACCUCGUUGAUAAGUUCAAACUGGACAAGAUAGCAGAGACCAGCAUUUCAGACAUCCUUGCGCGAUGUUCUGAAGAGAAGAAGGGCGAAUAUUACUACGACCUGGAGCGGCAUUUCGAAUGUUCAGGGAAACCAUCAGCCACUGCCAUGAUGAUCAUGAAGAAGAUGGCAAAUGGAGAGCCCCUUGGCCCACCAGGAAAACCUGGCAAGGGCAGCUACCUGGAAAGAUUGCAGAAUGAGGGCAAUCAGCGUGGUGGCAAAGGAGGGGAAGACGACAGAGACCGUGGCCGCGACCGCUCUCGAGAUCGCGGCUACGGCGAUCGCCGUGACCGCCGCGACGGACGUGACGGUCGCCAAGAGCGGGAUCCGCGAGACGGCCGCGAGGGUCGCCCUGGCAGAGACGACCGAAGAGACGAUCGAAGGGACGACCGCCGGGACGACCGCCGAGAGGACCGCCGCGAGGACCGCCGAGAAGACCGCCGGGAGGACCGCCGAGAGGACCGGGACCGUCGCGGAGAGGAGCGACGGGCUGAGGAACGGCGACGGGACAGUCGCGAGCGAUCAGACCGAAGAGAGCGCAAGGGAGCUGGACGGGGAAAGGGAGCAGAGGAGGAGCGCGGCCCUGUUUCCCGUGAUUUGAAGCCCUUUGUUCCCCAGCCGAAAGGAAUGGAAGCACCAGAAAGGGGCGAAGGUUGCCCGGAGGCGGUUGGACUCCAUGGAAAGGCCGCCGCUGAAGCACUCCAAUCCGGGGCUGAGCGCGUGCGCCGCGAGCUGCAGGCCAACCUCCAAGCCAUGAUCCGGAAGGCCAUCGCCGAGGGCCGACCUAUGGAGGAGUGGACAGCCUGA